AUGUUCAAGUCCGUGGACCUGUCACUGAUCGUUGAGUUUAUGCUAAUGUUCUACAAGGACAAGCCAAUUGAUUGGCUGCUGGACCACAUCAUGUGGGUUAAGGUGUGCAACCCGGAGAAGGACGCGGUAAGUUCAACACCCCCCCUCCCCACCAUGGUAAACCUAGGCCCAGUUCGAAGUACACCUUUCCUUAUAUCUUGUGGUAAGCACUAUCCUGAUACAAGCUGUUCUUCAGACCCAGUCAUGUUAGAUCAGUGAUUACUUCAAGGGAGGGGGAAAAUGAUGUGUUACAGAGUAUCCAAGCAGGUAGUUACAUGUAAAUACUAUGACUUUCCAAAAUGGUCUCAGUCUCAGAAAAUGGUGCAACUCCCACACACUCAUACUCUCUUUCUUUCUCCCUCCUCCUCUUUCCCACCUCUCCCCUGCCUGUCACACACAGAAACACUGCGACAGGCAGAAGGCCAACCUGAGAAUUCGCUUCAAGCCCUCUCUCUUCCAGCAUGUGGGCACCCACUCUUCCCUGGCCGGAAAGAUCCAGAAACUCAAGGUAUGGAGGUGUGUGUGUAUAUACAUGGGGCUUACUAGCAUCCUCUCACUGUGCAUGUGUCAUCAUAUCUACUACAGUCUGUGUAUGUUCAAAUAUUAGCUUUCAAGUCUCUGAGUCCUGCAGUACUGGUAUACAUAUCAAGUCGCCAUACAGACUCCAGAUGGGAGCUAUAAAGACUGUGUUUAAUGUCUCUGAUUACUGUGUUAAGAGCAAUUGAUAUCAGCCUGAAGACUGCUACUGAAGUCUAACCCAAGGCAGGACAAUGUUACAAGUCAUCUCUCAUUGAUUUGUUGUGACAUUAUCCAGUGUUAGACAUAUACUAUUCUCUUUUAUCAUGAAAUUGCACAUUCUCCAUGUGGAAUUUCAUCAUUUUGGCCAACAAUAAAUAAUGUAGUUACUCUCAACCCCAAAGCCACUUGGAGGAGAGAUGAGAGAAUAAGUCAUGUAAAUGGAAUAAACAGAGGAUUUAAAAAAUAUAUUAUUUUACCCCAAUUGGUAGUUACAGUCUUGUCCCAUCGCUGCAACUCCUGCACGGACUCCGGAGGGGUCAAAGGUCAAGAGCCAUGCAUCCUCCGAAACACAACCCUGCAAGCCACACUGCUUCUUGACACACUGCUCGCUUAACCCGGAAGCCAGCCGCACCAAUGUGUCGGAGGAAACACUGUACAGCUGGCGACCGAAGUCAGCGUGCAUGCGCCCGGGCCCGCGACAAGGAGUCAUUGGAGCGUGAUGGGACAAGGACAUCCUGGCUGGCCAAACCCUCCCCUAACCCGGACGACGCUGGGCCAAUUGUGCACCGCCUCAUGGGUCUCCCGGUCGCGGCCCAUGCCUUAGACCACUGCGCCAUUCAGGAGGCCCAUAAAUAGAGGAUAUAAAUGAACAUUUAAGUCAUGCUUCCAAAUCUCAAGUUAGAAUUCAUCCCUGUCUUUAUAACUGCACCCUCAAAGUCAAGAUGAGAGCUUAGCGAUAUCUAGAAACACCUUCAUGUCUUCUCCCUAAACCCCCCUCUUUGGGUCUAAUUGUUCAUUCCAGGACAAGGACUUUGGCAAGCAGACCCUGCACAAGGGCCACGCCAACCCACUGGCGGAGGUGACCACCAGCCUGAAGACGUACCAGCACUUCACUCUGGAGAAGGCCUACCUGGGAGAGGACUUCUUCUGGGCCUUCACCCCAGUGGCUGGGGACUUCAUCCGCAUCCGUUUCUUCACGCCGGUCCGCAUCGAGAGGUGUGUGUGUGUGCUCACAUGCUUGGAUACACACACUUACAUGGACCCACACACACAUAAACACACACACAUGCAUGUGCACACAUACAUGCGCACGCACACAUGCACAAACACACACGCUGUGCUAGUGGACAAAGACGAUCUCCACACAGAUCUCCACACAUGUCCCAGACUGUCGCUCUCCCUCUCUCCCCCCCCCCCCCCCUCUCUCUCUCUCUCUCCCUCUCGCUCCCCCUCUCCCUCCACUAGUCCCAUGUGAAUACUCUGCAUAUGCAUUACAUAAAUAUACAUAUUUAACACUAAUGUAGAUGACAUGCAUAUUCAACAGGCAUGGGAGCCCAGUCACAGAUCAGAUGUGUUCACGUUUUUCCUCCAGGACUUCACAUUACUGUCAAGGCAGAUGGUCUAUCUGCUGCUGGAUCCCUACAUAUAAAGGCUCUGUGGUCACCACUGUCUUCUAAUGGUGACGCUGUGGCUCUGUGGUCACCACUGUCUUCUAAUGGUGACGCUGUGGCUCUGUGGUCACCACUGUCUUCUAAUGGUGACGCUGUGGCACUGUGGUCACCACUGUCUUCUAACGGAGACGCUGUGGCCCUGUGGUCACCACUGUCUUCUAAUGGUGACGCUGUGGCUCUGUGGUCACCACUGUCUUCUAAUGGUGACGCUGUGGCUCUGUGGUCACCACUGUCUUCUAAUGGUGACGCUGUGGCUCUGUGGUCACCACUGUCUUCUAACGGAGACGCUGUGGCCCUGUGGUCACCACUGUCUUCUAAUGGUCAAGCUGUGGCUCUGUGGUCACCAGUGUCGCCUCAGUUGUCCAGGCUGCUGUUGGGUACUUGGUGGGACAUGCAUUUGUACAAAGCAAAAUGUAGAUGGCGUUUGAACUGGGUGAUUGGUUGGCUGGCUGGCUGGCUGGCUGGCUGGCUGGCUGACUGAUAAUGAUGAUGAUGAUCAAAGGAGCCUGAGCAAUGGAGCAAACGGAGCAGCUGUAUCCCCACUUUCAAAAUAGGGGUGCAAUCGUUUGUUUUUGCUCCCUCAAUUUUUUACCAGAAAAUGAUCAUGAUCCAUUGGGUAAUUUAUCAUUUUCAAUGAUUAGUAAUGUUUUGAGCUAGAAUGUAUUAAAAUAGAUAUGCCCAUUUUAUAUAUAAUAUAAUAAUUAACAGAUUGCAUAUCCCCUGUCCCCCGUCGCCUCAAGAUGAAUGGUUUUGACCACUGGAAGGUUUUGCUUCGCUCCCGCAUGCCACUGUUUUGGUUCAGUGCAGUUAGAAAGCACUAGUUGCACCACUGGUGUAUAAAAUGAAAAGGCACCUGCAAAAUUGUUAAUCUAUUUUGUUGUGCUGUUAUUACAUUUAUAUUGUUGUUUCCCAUUCGAUGGUGUUGGUUCAAUGGUGUUGUUCCAUGUCAUUUGAGCUGCGUGCACCACGAGCAAAUUCAUUGUAUCAUUUCACUUUGCCUGUUAGAACCAUGAUGAGCACGGGCACAUCUGAUUAGGCUUCUCUGUAUCACACUCUGAGUAGCCUUCCAUCAGUCUACCAAAGGUUGCACCUUAGCAGAACACUGCAUGUCCGGUAGCUCGCGGGCUGUCAAUGAGUAGCUCGCAAUUGAAAAAUAAUCAGUAGGCCUAAUGAUUCAAUCUGUGAAAUAACCCCCCCCAUUCGGCAUUUUGUCAUAUUUCUUUUCCCAACAUCAAUCGGUUAAAUCACAUAGUUAAAAUGUUUUCAUUCAGUUACAAAACUAACAGUCCUAGGUGAGACACAUACAGUGGGGAAAAAAAGUAUUUAGUCAGCCACCAAUUGUGCAAGUUCUCCCACUUAAAAAGAUGAGAGAGGCCUGUAAUUUUCAUCAUAGGUACACGUCAACUAUGACAGACAAAUUGAGGAAAAAAAAUCCAGAAAAUCCCAUUGUAGGAUUUUUAAUGAAUUUAUUUGCAAAUUAUGGUGGAAAAUAAGUAUUUGGUCACCUACAAACAAGCAAGAUUUCUGGCUCUCACAGACCUGUAACUUCUUCUUUCAGAGGCUCCUCUGUCCUCCACCCAUUACCUGUAUUAAUGGCACCUGUUUGAACUUGUUAUCAGUAUAAAAUACACCUGUCCACAACCUCAAACAGUCACACUCCAAACUUCACAAUGGCCAAGACCAAAGAGCUGUCAAAGGACACCAAAAACAAAAUUGUAGACCUGCACCAGGCUGGGAAGACUGAAUCUGCAAUAGGUAAGCAGCUUGGUUUGAAGAAAUCAACUGUGGGAGCAAUUAUUAGGAAAUGGAAGACAUACAAGACCACUGAUAAUCUCCCUCGAUCUGGGGCUCCACGCAAGAUCUCACCCCGUGGGGUCAAAAUGAUCACAAGAACGGUGAGCAAAAAUCCCAGAACCACACGGGGGGACCUAGUGAAUGACCUGCAGAGAGCUGGGACCAAAGUAACAAAGCCAACCAUCAGUAACACACUAUGCCGCCAGGGACUCAAAUCCUGCAGUGAGAGACGUGUCCCCCUGCUUAAGCCAGUACAUGUCCAGGCCCGUCUGAAGUGCAUUUGGAUGAUCCAGAAGAGGAUUGGGAGAAUGUCAUAUGGUCAGAUGAAACCAAAAUAUAACUUUUUGGUAAAAACUCAACUCGUCAUGUUUGGAGGACAAAGAAUGCUGAGUUGCAUCCAAAGAACACCAUACCUACUGUGAAGCAUGGGGUUGGAAACAUCAUGCUUUGGGGCUGUUUUUCUGCAAAGGGACCAGGACGACUGAUCCGUGUAAAGGAAAGAAUGAAUGGGGCCAUGUAUCGUGAGAUUUUGAGUGAAACCCUCCUUCCAUCAGCAAGGGCAUUGAAGAUGAAACGUGGCUGGGUCUUUCAGCAUAACAAUGAUCCCAAACACACCGCCCGGCAACGAAGGAGUGGCUUCGUAAGAAGCAUUUCAAGGUCCUGGAGUGGCCUAGCCAGUCUCCAGAUCUCAACCCCAUAGAAAAUCUUUGGAGGGAGUUGAAAGUCUGUGUUGCCCAGCGACAGCCCCAAAACAUCACUGCUCUAGAGGAGAUCUGCAUGGAGGAAUGGGCCAAAAUAGCAGCAACAGUGUGUGAAAACCUUGUGAAGACUUACAGAAAACGUUUGACCUGUGUCAUUGCCAACAAAGGGUAUAUAACAAAGUAUUGAGAAACUUUUGUUAUUGACCAAAUACUUAUUUUCCACCAUCAUAUGCCAAUAAAUUCAUUAAAAAUCCUACAACGUGAUUUUCUGGAUUUUUUUUUCUCAUUUUGUCUGUCAUAGUUGAUGUGUACCUAUGAUGACAAUUACAGGCCUCUCUCAUCUUUUUAAGUGGGAGAACUUGCACAAUUGGUGGCUGACUAAAUACUUUUUUCCCCCACUGUAUGCAAGUGCACCGUGGACGCUUUGCAGUUACAAUGUAGCCAAGCUGUGUCUUUAUGUGUCUUUGCCAAAUGAAAAAGUACAGGAUAAUUUGUAUUUCGAUAAAACAAACAGCUCUGCUUGGCUUGGUAAGUAAUAUCGACCAAAUAAGCCAUUUCUAGUCUUUGCAUCAAAUAUGUAUGCUGCUGAGACAAGUUAAUUUUAAACAUUUUCAUGGCGCCAAAAAAAAGUGGGCACCCAUGAUGAUGAUGAUGAUAGUGGUGGAUCAAUUUGUGUUGAAUAUCAAAUUGACAUCUCCCCAUUUGUUAUCCUCUCUCUCUCUCUCUCUCUCUCUCUCUCUCUCUAUCGAUCUUUCAAGGUAUUUCUUCCGUAGCGGGAACAUUGAGCACCCAGGGGACAAGCUGUUCAACACCACUGUGGAGGUGCAGCCUUUUGACGUGAGUCUCACCGCUAUUCACCCGAUUCAGUCCCAGCACAUUAUUACCAUUACAUAAGCUUUACCAUAUAUUAUCUUGUAAUACGAGGCUCACCACUAUAAGCCUGAUUCAUCCUGUCACAGGAUUGCCAGUAGCCCUUUACAUUACAUAGACCUUUACUAUAGUAAUACCACUGGAAAUAUAUAUAAUUACAGUGAUUUAUACAACGGGUGGGUCUAACCCUGAAUGCUGAUUGGUUAAAAGUGCAUUCCAGAUGGUGUCUAUUCCAGUUUCCACCCUUAAAAUGCCUAUUUACUCUGUUCCAUCUGACUACGCAAUCCACUGUCUCAUCAGCCCAGCCAGGCAAUUUAUAAACGUGAUCUCCACUAUAAAAAGCAUCUAGACAUUAUCUCACAUUUCUUUUAGACUAACAUUUAGUUUUCAACAGCAGAUAUUUGUAUAAACCUUGCUGUCUGUCUCUCUGACAUUUGCAACAUUGUUUCAAUAUUCAAAUUUUAUCUCCAGCUGUCCCAUAGUAAUGAAUGUAUCGGGAGUCGGAACGAGACAGACAGGCAGGCAGCUUUUCUCAGCAUUUCUAAAUCAUGAAUCAGCUGGCAUCAUUUAAUGGAUGAGUGAGGGAAAAAAGUAUUUGAUCCCCUGCUGAUUUUGUACAUUUGCCCACUGUCAAAUAAAUUAUCAGUCUAUAAUUUGAAUGGUAGGUUUAUUUGAACAGUGAGAGACAGAAUAACAACCAAAAAAUCCAGAAAAACGCAUGUCAAAAAUGUUAUAAAUUGAUUUGCAUUUUAAUGAGGGAAAAAAGUAUGUCACCCCUCUGCAAAACAUGACUUAGUACUUGGUGGCAAAACCCUUGUUGGCAAUCACAGAGGUCAGACGUUUCUUGUAGUUGGCCACCAGGUUUGCACACAUCUCAGGAGGGAUUUUGUCCCACUCCUCUUUGCAGAUCUUCUCCAAAUCAUUAAGGUUUCGAGGCUGACGUUUGGCAACUCAAACCUUCAGCUCCCUCCACAGAUUUUCUAUGGGAUUAAGGUCUGGAGACUGGCUAGGCCCCUCCAGGACCUUAAUGUGCUUCUUCUUGAGCCACUCCUUUGUUGCCUUGGCCAUGUGUUUUGGGUCAUUGUCAUGCUGGAAUACCCAUCCACGACCCAUUUUCAAUGCCCUGGCUGAGGGAAAGAGGUUCUCACCCAAGAUUUGACGGUACAUGGCCCCGUCCAUCGUCCCUUUGAUGCGGUGAAGUUGUCCUGUCCCCUUAGCAGAAAAACACCCCCAAAGCAUAAUGUUUCCACCUCCAUGUUUGACGGUGGGGAUGGUGUUCUUGAGGUCAUAGGCAGCAUUCCUCCUCCUCCAAACACGGCGAGUUGAAUUGAUGCCAAAGAGCUCGAUUUUGGUCUCAUCUGACCACAACACUUUCACCCAGUUCUCCUCUGAAUCAUUCAGAUGUUCAUUGGCAAACUUCAGACGGGCCUGUAUAUGUGCUUUCUUGAGCAGGGGGACCUUGCGGGCGCUGCAGGAUUUCAGUCCUUAACGGCGUAGUGUGUUACCAAUUGUUUUCUUGGUGACUAUGGUCCCAGCUGCCUUGAGAUCAUUGACAAGAUCCUCCCGUGUAGUUCUGGGCUGAUUCCUCACCGUUCUCAUGAUCAUUGCAACUCCACGAGGUGAGAUCUUGCAUGGAGCCCCAGGCCGAGGGAGAUUGACAGUUACAGUGAGGGAAAAAAGUAUUUGAUCCCCUGCUGAUUUUGUACGUUUGCCCACAUACAAAGAAAUGAUCAGUCUAUAAUUUUAAUGGUAGGUUUAUUUGAACAGUAAGAGACAGAAUAACAACAACAAAAUCCAGAAAAACGCAUGUCAAAAAUGUUAUAAAUUUAUUUGCAUUUUAAUGAGGGAAAUAAGUAUUUGACCCCCUCUCAAUCAGAAAGAUUUCUGGCUCCCAGGUGUCUUUUAUGCAGGUCACGAGCUGAGAUUAGGAGCACACUCUUAAAGGGAGUGCUCCUAAUCUCAGCUUGUUACCUGUAUAAAAGACACCUGUCCACAGAAGCAAUCAAUCAAUCAGAUUCCAAACUCUCCACCAUGGCCAAGACCAAAGAGCUCUCCAAGGAUGUCAGGGACAAGAUUGUAGACCUACACGAGGCUGGAAUGGGCUACAAGACCAUCGCCAAGCAGCUUGGUGAGAAGGUGACAAAAGUUGGUGCGAUUAUUUGCAAAUGGAAGAAACACAAAAGGACUGUCAAUCUCCCUCGGCCUGGGGCUCCAUGCAAGAUCUCACCUCGUGGAGUUGCAAUGAUCAUGAGAAUGGUGAGGAAUCAGCCCAGAACUACACGGGAGGAUCUUGUCAAUGAGCUCAAGUCAGCUGGGACCAUAGUCACCAAGAAAACAAUUGUUAACACACUACGCCGUGAAGGACUGAAAUGCUGCAGCGCCCGCAAGGUCCCCCUGCUCAAGAAAGCACAUAUACAGGCCCGUCUGAAGUUUGCCAAUGAAUAUCUGAAUGAUUCAGAGGAGAACUCGGUGAAAGUGUUGUGAUCAGAUGAGACCAAAAUUGAGCUCUUUGGCAUCAACUCAACUCGCCGUGUUUGGAGGAGGAGGAAUGAUGCCUAUGAUCCCAAGAACACCAUCCCCACCGUCAAGCAUCGAGAUGGAAACAUUAUGCUUUGGGGAUGUUUUUCUGCUAAGGGGACAGGACAACCUCACCGCAUCAAAGGGACGAUGGACGGCGCCUUGUACCGUCAAAUCUUGGGUGAGAACCUCCUUCCCUCAGCCAGGGCAUUGAAAAUGGGUCGUGGAUGGAUAUUCCAGCAUGACAAUGACCCAAAACACACGGCCAAGGCAACAAAGGAGUGGUUCAAGAAGAAGCACAUUAAGGUCCUGGAGUGGCCUAGCCAGUUUCCAGACCUUAAUCCCAUAGAAAAUCUGUGGAGGGAGCUGAAGGUUCGUGUUGCCAAACGUCAGCCUCGAAACCUGAAUGACUUCGAGAAGAUCUGCAAAGAGGAGUGGGACAAAAUACCUCCUGAGAUGUGUGCAAACCUGGUGGCCAACUACAAGAAACGUCUGACCUCUGUGAUUGCCAACAAGGGUUUUGCCACCAAGUACUAAGUCAUGUUUUGCAGAGGGGUGAAAUACUUAUUUCCCUCAUUAAAAUGCAAAUCAAUUUAUAACAUUUUUGACAUGCGUUUUUCUGGAUUUUUUGGUUGUUAUUCUGUCUCUCACUGUUCAAAUAAACCUACCAUUCAAAUUAUAGACUGACCAUUUCUUUGUCAGUGGGCAAACUUACAAAAUCAGCAGGGGAUCAAAUACUUUUUUCCCUCACUGUAUACAAAGACAUUUCAAUCAACAAAAGGUAAAACGAAACGAAGUGCAGCUAGUUUGCAGUCUUUCCAGCUUCAGUUUGAAGUGAUUGUGUUAGCUGUGUUGUUGGCUAGCUCCUCUGAACAACAGUGUCCUGACGAGAGAGCACAUUUUCUAUGCCAGGCGAAAUCGCGCCUCAUUAGCUCAUUGUUAUGGAUCUAUCCAAAUAAAUGUCACUAGAAAACAGCUUAAACAAAUGCAAAUGCAGCUGUUAUUAUUCUGGCUGCACUGAGUGACAUGACUGUAAGUUAGCCGUAGUUGACUAGCUAGCAAGCAAGGGCUAAGAACGUUGCCAGCCAGUAUGGCAAUGGAACAUUUAGAACGAACGACUGGGUUGCGUCCAUAGAUACAGAACAAAAAUACUGGGUUGCGUCUCUGGCAACUGAACCAAUAGAACGAAUGACCAGCCGGCUUGUGUAGCAACCCUAGAUUUGUGUCGGGACUAUAUCUUGCAGAAGGAUGAAAUAGUAUGAAUAAAUUAAUCAAAAUAAAGUUUAAUGAAAAUAUGUCAACCAUUAUUUUAAUAUGUUGGUAACCCGUUGUAUAAAAGUGAUAAUGCCCUCGAAGCUGGUGUUAGGAAGAUAUAUUGGCACGGUUUGCCGGCCCUCGACUUCGUCCCGGGCCUAACAACACCGUGCCAAUAUAUCCUCCAAACACCAGCGUCGAGGGCAUUAUCACUUAAUUAUACCAUGGCAUUGUUUAAUACUCCUUUCUGAUUGGCUUGAAGGGCACUCUAGAGCGUGCAUUAUUUCCCUAAAACACACAGUAUAUUUGCACGGUAGAAUUCAAUGGCUAUAGUUAAUUUUUUCAUAUUUUGUUUGAGCUGCUUUUGAAAGCAAAAGUCUAAUUGAAAACAGUAUUGGUAUUUGUUGAAUUCAAAUUUCAUAAUAGCAAGCUAGGACUGAUGGUUUGGUAAGUCUGUUUGUUUGGUUACCAAGGCAACUACUGUAGCUAUCUUGUCACGCUCGUCUAAGGAGGAGGACCAAGGCAAACAUCUUCUUUAUUUAAUAACUGAUCACACGAUCAAAACAACAAAACGAAACCGUGACGUCCCUGGUUACAUACACCAACCAACACGGAACAAGAAACCACAAAACCAAAGGGAAAGAUAGACAGUUUAAAUAUGGCUCCCAAUCAGAGACAACCAGCUGACACUCGUUGCCUCUGAUUGGGAGUCACUCAGGCCAACAUAGAAAUACAAACUAGAACAUAAACAAAUGAACACUCACACCCUGGCUCAACAUACUAGAGUCCCCAGAGCCAGGGCGUGACAGUACCCCCCCCUAAAGGCGCGGACUCCGACCGCGCCAGCCAAAUACAACAGGGGAGGGACCGGGUGGGCACUCCACCUCGGCGGCGGAUCCGGCUCCGGACAUGACCCCCACUCCUUCUCUAACCCCCCAAAGUACCCCUGGUCCGGUCUGGCCCUGCUGACCAGAGCUGAACUGAACACAGGUGGAGCGGAUUGCUCUAGCUCCGGCGUGACCUGACCGGUGCCGGACCCGCCACCGGUGGAACAGGCACGGGCCGUGCCGGACUGACGACGCACACCACUGGCUUGGUGUGGGGAGCAGGAGCGGGCCGAGCCGGGCUGACGAAACGCACCACUGACUUGAUGCAGGGAGCAGGAGCGGGCCGGACCGGGCUGACGAAGCGCACCGCUGACUUGAUGCGGGGAGCAGGAACGGGCCGUGCCGGGCUGACGACGCGCACCACUGACUUGGUGCGGGGAGCAGGAAUGGGCCGGACUGGGCUGGCGACGCGCACCAGACUUGGUGCGGAGAGCAGGAACGGGCCGGACAGGGCUGACGAAACGCACCACAGACUUGGUGCGAGUGGCAGGAACAGGCCGGACCGUACUGGGAACACACACCACUGGCCCUACGUGGGGUUCAGGAACAGGCCGGACCGGACUGGCAACACACGCCAGUACCUCUCGCCGUGCCUCUACAUCCUCCAUCCCCUCUUCGACCAGUGGCCCCCUUAACCUGGCGGCCUCCUCUGGCAACCCGCUGGGCCGCUCUAUCGCGGCCUCCUGCUGGUCCGACGUCGUGAGCCCCCCCCUAAAAAAAUUCUGGGAGUCUCUCUUCCCCGUGGGCCAGGCCUCGAUAAUUCUCGCCCAACUCUCGCUCUUCUGCUUCCAAUCUCCGCCAUUCAGCUCCUCAUUCGGCUUGACCCAGUCGAAGCUCUUCCUCCACUGUUGCCAAGUCCACCCACUCUGCUCCUCACUAGGCUGCUUGGUCCAGUUCUGGUGGUUUCUUCUGUCACGCUCGUCUAAGGAGGAGGACCAAGGCGCAGCGUUGAAGGCAAACAUCUUCUUUAUUUAAUAACUGAUCACACGAACAAAACGAAACCGUGACGUCCCUGGUUACAUACACCAACCAACACGGAACAAGAAACCACAAAACCAAAAGGAAAGAUAGACAGUUUAAUUAUGGCUCCCAAUCAGAGACAACCAGCUGACACUCGUUGCCUCUGAUUGGGAGUCACUCAGGCCAACAUAGAAAUACAAACUAGAACAUAAACAAAUGAACACUCACACCCUGGCUCAACAUACUAGAGUCCCCAGAGUCAGGGCCUGACAUAUCUAGUAAACUUGCUAGCUACUUCAGUGGAUGUUGAACACAUUUCUACCUGCAAAUGAACAAAGCUCUAGUGGCAAAUGUGUUAAAUUAUAGACAAAAAGGGAUAGUCAACUCAGGGCUCUAUGCGUUCUCUGGAAAAUAAUGCAACUCCGUGGAAGGUCCGCUAGCGCGUCGUGGAACACACCUUCCAUAUUGUUCAUUAUUUUCCAUAGAAAGCAUAGCCCCUCAUUAUCCCUUACAUACACUGAGCAUACCAAACAUUAGGAACACCUUCCUAAUAUUGAGUUGCCCUCAGAACAGCCUCAAUUCAACUCUACAAGGUGUCGAAAGCGUUCUACAGGGAUGCUGGCCCAUGUUGAAUCCAAUGCUUCCCACAGUUGUGUCACGUUGGCUGGAUGUCCUUUGGGUGGUGAACCAUUCUUGAUACACACAGGAAACUGUUGAGCGUGAAAAACCCAGCAGCGUUGCAGUUCUUGACACAAACCGGUGUGCCUGGCACCUACUACCAUACCCUGUUUGAAGCAUUACAUAUUUUGUGUCAAGAACUGUGUCAGUUGUCCAUGUGUCAGUUGUCUCAAGGCUUAAAAAUCCUUCUUUAACCUGUCUCCUACCCUUCAUCUACACUGAUUGAAGUGGAUUUAACAAGUGACAUCAAUAUCAUAGCUUUUACCUGGAUUCACCUGGUCAGUCUAUGUCAUGUUUUCUACACUCAGUGUAUAUUACUAUGAGGUAUGUUUUGUUAUCAUUACAUAUAUUCAGCCAUAUAUUGUUACAUACAGGGACUCAAGAUCAUAUACUUUCAGAAGAUCUCUAUUAUUUUGUGUUAUUUCUAUUGAGAUACAGCCCAUUUCUUGUAAGGCCACACUGGGUACAUUACUCUUCUUCAAGUGGAAAGACAUAUAAUUCUCUCAAUUGGAAAGACAUAUGAAGUCAGCUUCCAUCAGGUUGACAUAGGAGGACGUAAGCCAUGUUUAAUGCGAGCACCCACAGUGUUAAGCCCCAGAGGACACAGAGAAAGGACAGAAGAAAUAGAGGGAGAGAGAGGCAAAGAGGUGAGAAAUUACUCAAGACAGAGUGAGGUUCUCUCUCAAAAAAAAGGGAGAGUACGAGAGAGAUAUUGAGGAGAAAGAAAGAGAGAAGAAGAGGACUCCUGGGCGGUGGUAAUCAGAUCCGUCUCCCGCCGGCCACGGUUUGAGAGCUUUCGCCUUAAAAAAUAUUUCAUCCAGCAGGGUGGCUAGGCGACAGAUGAAUAGCUGGAUCUUUUACCCCUGUCUCUCCUCCCUCUCAGUCUAUCUCUCUUUUAUUAUUUAUUCUCCCUCCUGCACUCAUUCAAUCUCUCCCUACACCUGACUGUCAUUGAAACCCUGUAAUGCUGCAAGAGGGUGGAGGUGUUGCUGUUUUUUUGUUGUUGUUGUUGUACCUCCUAUGGGAAGAAUAUCCGCUAAUGAUGGGUAGAAGUGUUGCUUGUCUUUAGACUUACAACAAGUUAUGCCUGUCAUAGAAUGGAGAAGAGAGGAUUGAGGAAAGAAAGGUAAGGAAAGAUAGAGAGAGAAGACAGAUGAGGAAAGAUAAGAAGAAGACAAGAAGAUGAUUAACCAGGAGGAAGAAAUCAGCGAGCGAGCGAGCGAGAGAGAGAGAGAGAGAGAGAGAGAGAGAGAGAGAGAGAGAGAGAGAGAGAGAGAGAGAGAGAGAGACUCGCUGUCAGGUGCAGUUAAACGGUGGGAGGAGGGAUAUGUCAUAUCUGUACAGUGUAGCGUACAGAUGUAGGAAGGAUCUUAAUUUGAUCGUUGUUUUGUUACUGAGGAAAUACAGAUGAGCUUUGUGAUUUACAUAAAUUCACAGAAAACCCACACUAACAUACAGUUAUAUUAACAGUAUUGCACUUUUUAUGUAGCCUACUUUUGGCCAGCUAAUAGCCUAACCACCGAUCAAGCAACAUUAUGGACUAAACGUUCAAAUCCUCUUGCUAAGUUCAAAUUAUUUUGCUGUGACAAUAUAGGUCAAAUUAAGAUGCUACAUCUGUAAUCACUUGUGUGAUCUGACCCGCAUUGAUUUCUGUUUAGAGGACCAACAGAAAGGGAAAAUUCUGCCACAGAAGGUCAGCUUGUUUUCCCUCACUCCGUCCUCCCGUACUUUCUCCUUCAUUGCUUUAGAUAAGCGAGUCAAACAGAUAUUUCUCCAACAGUAUGAUUGGCUGUGACACAGCAGCAACACUAAAGAGUCCCGCUCUAUUAACUAUGAUGACUCAUUUUUCUCACUUUUAUGUUGUAAGACAAGAGGUCAAAGUUAGGUGGAUCUGAGUUCACGACUAGUGCCGUGAGGUGAAUGUACUGUGUGUGUGUGUGCGUGUGUGUGUGUGAUCUACUAACUUAAUCUGGAGAUGAAAGGAGGACAGUAUCAAGAAGUUUGCUGUUGUGAAUACAUUGGUUGAAGAUGUAUACAGUAGAUUGAAGCUGUGAUCUGAGUGCAGAUCAAACAGGGUUUCUGCCUGCAUUGAUCUUGGUGUGCAUGUGUAUAUGUGUUCCUGUGUUGUGUUCCUCACAUACCUCUCUCUCCUUCUCCUACAGAAUAUCCAGUCAGAAAAAGAGGCCUUGAAAGAGAGGAGAGAGAAAACACCAAAAUACCACAGAACAGAGGACGGCUUUAUCAGAAUAGGUGAGUAUAUCGCUUUCCGUUGCAAAACAGUUCCCCUCUAAUGAAAAUGACCCAGAAGUCAAUUAGUGCCAUGCUACCAAAGACAUGUUUCAAUAGGUGGUUAUUAGUACUGGGGAUGUAUUUACCAGAAGUGUUAAGAACUAGUACUGCAGGCAGAAUCACCCAAAGCCAAACAAAAGACUCCACUAUCAUAACAAUGAUGUCAUCUUUUUAGAGAAUCCAACACUGUACUCCCUGCCAAAAUAUCCCUCCAAAAUUAUUUCCCUUUUGUUUUCACCCAUCCAUUCAUCAGUCCCCUUCAUCUAACAAAAACCUUGUGCCAGAUUCUAACCGGUACUGGCAAACAGGAACAGUUCACAUGGACUAAGACAGGCCCUGACAAAUUACACACACACAAACACACACACACACACACACACACACAGGCCCCUGACAAAUCCAUCUCACUCAAUUACUGAGGGCUCCAACACAUGAUUAGCUGCUGCACCGUCUAGGACUUUCACAGGACGACGGGAGGAGUGGAUAAGGCUUACCUUCAUAGUUUUUAGCGGACCUUAGGUGCUCUUUCUGAAAUUGCGUGAAGUGCAAGACAAGUGUUGCACCGGUGCGCUUUAAAAUGAUACCAUGGUACUCAUUGAAAAUAAUUGGAUUAAAUGACCUUACAGUGUUUUAUAUCAUGUUGAAAUAGGAAGAUGGGUAAAAUGUAGUUAACAUAAGGUAGAAAGAAGGGUUUGAGCUCAAUUCCAUUACAACUGAAUCAGUGGCAAAGUGUUAGAUACACCAUCGUUCCUUCCUUAAUUACAGAUCUGAGGGGUGGAUUUGUUAAUGCAAUAGGGCAGAAACCUUUCUUUCAUGUACACUAUUAUAUAUCCAUUGACAUACAGAUUAUUGAUGUAUUCAAUGAAGGAAGGAAGGAAGGAAGGAAGGAAGAAAGGAAGGAAGGGAGUAGACAACGAGUGAGGGUGCAUGUUCUGAGUAUUCAAACACAUCCCCAGGCCAGUGAUUGCUGUCUCCGUAACACAGAGACAGGCUUUCAUCCCCUUGAAAGAGGUACUCCUUCUGACAGCAUAUAAAUUACUACAAGCACUCCCGCUCAUUCAUAAAUAUUUCAAGGGGGAAUCAAUAUCAAUCUGGCACAGUAGUUCACGUUUGGACCAAAUCAAUUAAUUGUGCGAUAUUGCUAUCAAAUGUUCACCAGGUUCUUCUCCCUCCAGCUCUACUUUCAGGUGUAGUGUAACCUAAACCAUAUAACUCACUCUAUCACUGUGGAACAAGAUUGAUAAGAGAGAUAAUUCAUUUUGUAUAGGUAACAUUUCUGUAGUAGAGCAACAAAGAAAGCAUAGCAAGCUGAACACAUUUUAUGUUUGUAUUUGAUACCACCUCCUUGGCUUGAACCAAUUGAAACGUCAACACAACAUAUCUUGACUAAUGUGAACUCUGUUAGAAUUUAGGAGCCCAUGCAGUAUUUAUUGAGGUACAAAUGCAAUACAAUGCUGCAUCAUGACUACAGUGUUUAUUGACAAAGUCAAUAGACCCUUUUUCAGUACACGACACACUGACGUCACGCACAGAUGCGCGCGACUCUUGGCUGCAGUAAGCAAGCCAUCGCCAUCUGCGUCCAUUCAACAUAGCCUAGAUUUACGUUUUUAUUACUUCUAAACAAAAUAACUUUUUGGGGUUCUCAUACGCUUACAAUUAUGUUUUGAUUCUUGCUUGAACAGUCGUUAAGAUUGUUUGUUUGUGAUCUUUGCAAAAUAACUAUUUUGGAUGCAGCAGUUGUUAGCUAGAAUGCUAACACUCAUUGAUAUACUGUAAACUGUAGCAAAAGCUAGCCAAAGAGCCAUUUUACUGGUUGAAGUUGAAGUGUUUUUUAAAUAUAAUGCAGUUGAUUUGCGACGAUGACACAAACAUUAUAUUAAGCAGGACAUUCAUACGAGCCUUAAAAUCCAAUUAUAAUCCAAUUACAAUCCAUAAGCAACAUGUAAAUAGAGGCUUUUUGGGCCAGUUGCUGGCAUUCUAUAAGAAAUCCCCCUUGUUCUGCCACCAGUUUGUGCGCAUCGCCUUUGUGCGGCAAUGUUUGUAAACACAGAAAGGGGUCUAUAGAUGUCCAGCCACAGUCCAUUGGUUAUAUUAGUCUGAUAUAUCGAUCCUCUCUCUCGCUGACCUCUAGGAGUGUUCCAUAAUGGGAUCGCCGAGGGGGAGGUGGAUCCCACAUUCGGGCCCCUGGAGGCCCUUCGUCUCUCUGUGAUCACAGACUGCCCCGUCUGGGUCAUCCUGAGCGAGGUAAGGCGGCCCAGCCAUCACCCGUUCACCACAGAACCUUGGGAGCCUUGUCUUAUAAAGAAUCCCUUGUAUUUUAGGCAACUUAAAGUGAUAGUUCACUGAAAAAUCUAAGUUGGUCCGAUGUUUUCAGGCCUCAAAAGUGGUCUAAUGUCAAGUUGAAUAUAUACCUCAAACAGAUGUCUAUGAUUUUGUCUCAAAUGCUAUUUCUCUUGCACUUCAGAUAUUCAUCAAGAAAGCAGAGUGAACGUCAACACCCCGCAGCAAUACCUCAGUCAUCCGUUCGACCGUUCGACAGAGGAACGGAGCCUUUGAAAGCUAAAGCUACUCAUUCCCUGGCUUUUGGCAAUUAGUUUCUCGAGGGUAGUCGGAGUGCGCCAUCUGCUGGCGAGAUCUUGCCAUCGCAGGGUCCUUCUGAGACUGUCAGCGCAGUCCACCGUUGACAGACCGCGUGGGAAGAUUUUCCCAGACGCGUAAUCGGAAAACGCGCCCUGCGUGGACUACACACAGACGACGCUGUAUUUAGGAAACUGUAUUUAUGUGUACAUAAAGGUUUAUGUUUUAAAUAACUGUAAUUACACUGGUAAUUGUAAAAUAGCUCGCAAGAUUGUUUAGCUCCUUUUGAUGACAUUAUGACAAUGAAAUGUUGCUGCUUCGGAAUCAAAGACUAAAUUGCCCAACUUCAAUAACUGAUAAUCAUGUUUGACAAAUGUUACUGGUUUUACCCAAAUAUAUUCAUAAUAGGCAGAAUCUACCGCACACCCAGAGCUGAAUUGUGAAGGUGCUGGAGGCAAAAGGCAAAACUGGAGAAACCGGAAAUAGUCUCUGCACACACAUUUAUUUAAUUGUGGCUGAGCUUUCGGACAGUCGACCAAAUGUAUUCAUAAAAUACGGAUGUAGGUGGAUAUAGGCCUAAUAUGCAUAUGUAUGUAACACAAUCAUAUGAAUGAUCUCUAUUAUGUGUGUUGAUAUGUAUUUACAGUGAGUGUCCACAAAAGUCAGUCAGAAAACGUAGCCUUGGCCUAUACAGUGUAGAAGGAAAUAGAACAUUAGCCAGAAAGUACACACAUGUCUAAUGUUUGAAUAAAAUAUCUUGAUAUGGUCAAUUCUAAAGCCAGAAAGUCAAUGUAGGCACAUUAUGAUUAUGGUUAGAACAUCUGUUUGAGACUUAUUUCAUGAACCAUCUUUCCUAACAUUGUUUUUUCCCCUCUCCGCCUAUCAAUUUGCCUUAAUGUGACAUGAAGUUAACCAGGUUGUGGGGAUAAAUCAAUGUAUGGCAAGGCCAGUCACAAGCUCCUCAAUUGCAUUAGCUAGGAAAAUGGAAAAGACAGCGGCCUCAAUAAUACAGGAAACAUAUCUGAUUUAGCUGUUGGAUUUUCUCUGUCUACCACAUAUCAGAUACACAUGGUUAGUUGUAUCCAAGGAGCCACAUAUCAGAAACACACAUGUGGUAAUUGUCUGGACUAGUCUGAUGUUAGAGAAAUAUGUAGCUCUAACCAAUGCAUGAAGAAUCAUCUUUACUGUCAAUAGAAUCUAUGUGUCUCAUAAUGACCAUGAAGAAAUCAAGGAAGGACCCCUCUCUUCUCUUCAAGUGAGGUCUCAUGCGAGAGUGAAACUGUCCAAUAUGACAACCCCUCUCAUUCCACAUAUUCUGCACUACUACUAUAUUGAAUUGAAGGUGGAAUUUAUUAAAGUAUUGUAAUUAUCCCGACACCAGACUUAUACAUCUUCCAAAUAGGCUCUGUGAAGGCAAGGGCCCAACUCAACUUCUAUGCAUUGCUUAGAUGCAAAGUAUUUUGCAGUUAAAGGGACAUAUUCAUUUUAUUUUGCACACUUGGAUCCAAAAACCAUUCCUUUAUCAGAGCCCAACCACAAAACCAUUGAAAGCCCUUGAUCGAAAUCUGUUGGCACAGAACAAGAGUAUGGGAUUUCAGCCAAUACAAGUGUACUGAAAGAUAAAUUAAACUUGGGGACCUAAAGCAGAAGCAAGGCCGCUUUUCUAUCGAAUACAGAAGGCCUAGAUUCUGAUUCUGCUCAAUGUUAACACAGUUUCUCAGCAACAACAGACCUAAACUGGUUUUCUGUUCAUUGGGGUGUGCACUCCAGUAAACAAUCUGUUUUAGGAGCCCCUUUGAUGCUAGCGGUAUGGCUGCUAUACAGUAGCAGGUGCGUGGGGGCAUUAAGUCAACACAGGGCAAUGGCCAGAAAAAUCUGAACUGUACCUAAUGACUCUGACCUGCCCUCUGCUAAGGAGGAGAAAGAGUUUUCUUUUCUUGUAAGGUGCACUGGAAUGCAUUGCUAUUAUAUGUUGUAUUUUGUAUCAUUUAGAUAAACUAUAUUUAAUGAUGUUAUCUUCUAUCCAAUCUGUGAAUUGUAAUAAAGACCGAAUUUCAGUUGACAUGG
This is a messenger RNA of Coregonus sp. 'balchen', 18822 nucleotides long. Lineage: Eukaryota; Metazoa; Chordata; Actinopteri; Salmoniformes; Salmonidae. The record is from the annotation of a GenBank genome assembly.